UAAAUGUAUAGAAACCAACCAAAUUACAUCAUUUUUCCAUUUCAUUGGCCUUAAAAUCUCUCUCAGCACUUGAUUAUUUAGAUCCUGUUUGUGGUUUACUUGCUAUGGCUUCAGCUUCUUCCGGUGCACUUUCUAUCCCUUCCUCAUCCACCCUGGUGGAUGCCAAGGCUCCUCGUCAAACGACCGCCGCAUCACCACCGUGCGUGACUCUUCCUACACUUCCUCCCCCACCGGUUCAGUCCCAGAGUCGUGCAUGGAAGACCACUGCUUAUUCUCGCAAGAUUGCUCGGAACGUGAUGGCUAUGGCCACAGGGGAGGCUCUCGCCACUCGUGAAGCUCCAGUGGAACUUGUACCAGCUGAACUGCCAGAGUUCAUCAAGACAUUACAAGAAACUUGGGACAAAGUUGAGGACAAGUACGCGGUGAGUACAAUUGCCGUAUCAGGUUUGGUCGCCCUCGUCGGUUCCGCCGGAUUGGUCUCGGCAAUUGAUAGGCUUCCUUUGAUUCCCGGAUUUCUUGAGGCCGUGGGUAUUGGCUACAGUGGGUACUUUGCAUACAAGCACCUUCUUUUCAAGCCAGACAGGGACGCCAUGCUAAAGAAGGUAAAGGAGACAUACAAGGAAAUACUUGGAAUUAGCUAGAGCAAAAAUGGUCAGUGGUUAAGAAAAGGAUGCUGAUGGCAUGAAAAUCUGAAGCCCCGUAUUUGCAGCAUCAACCCUUUGCUUAUACGCUUCACUUUGUCAGCACAAAAUUCUAACAAAAGUAAACCAAUGUAAUGUGGUCUUGUCGUGGGCAAAUUGAGAUACAUUUAUAUUUUGUAUUUCCCCCCUGUAGCACACAUCUUAUGGAAGUUCAUAAAAGUAAUCUCAGUUAUUCCCC
This is a messenger RNA of Hibiscus syriacus, 879 nucleotides long. Its product is annotated as protein CURVATURE THYLAKOID 1B, chloroplastic-like. Lineage: Eukaryota; Viridiplantae; Streptophyta; Magnoliopsida; Malvales; Malvaceae. The transcript has 6 exons. Gene Ontology annotation, cellular component: chloroplast thylakoid membrane; thylakoid. The record is from RefSeq and is a predicted model, not a curated record. The coding region runs from base 105 to 641 and encodes 178 amino acids.